This is a messenger RNA of Lonchura striata (white-rumped munia), 2510 nucleotides long. It is a transcript of the gene FZD5, whose product is annotated as frizzled class receptor 5. Gene Ontology annotation, biological process: non-canonical Wnt signaling pathway; canonical Wnt signaling pathway. Gene Ontology annotation, molecular function: Wnt-protein binding; Wnt receptor activity. Lineage: Eukaryota; Metazoa; Chordata; Aves; Passeriformes; Estrildidae. The record is from RefSeq and is a predicted model, not a curated record. Gene Ontology annotation, cellular component: plasma membrane.
GGCGGCGGCGGCGGUCCGGAUCCCGCUCUCCUGCCGGCGGGGCCCCGCUCCCGGCGCGGAGGCGGCAGGUGCCCGGGACAUGCGGCGGCGGUAGGACGCGCGGCGGCGAUGGGCGGCCGGGGGCUGCCGCUGCUGCUGGGGCUGCCGCUGCUGCUGGGGCUGCCGGCGGCGGGGCGCGCCGCCUCCAAGGCGCUGGUGUGCCAGGAGAUCACGGUGCCGAUGUGCAAGGGCAUCGGCUACAACCUCACCUACAUGCCCAACCAGUUCAACCACGACACGCAGGACGAGGCUGGGCUGGAGGUGCACCAGUUUUGGCCGCUGGUGGAGAUCCAGUGCUCCCCGGACCUGCGCUUCUUCCUCUGCAGCAUGUACACCCCCAUCUGCCUGUCCGACUAUACGAAGCCGCUGCCCCCCUGCCGCUCCGUCUGCGAGCGGGCCAAGGCCGGCUGCUCGCCCAUCAUGCAGCAGUACGGCUUUGCCUGGCCCGAGAGGAUGAGCUGUGACAGCCUGCCGGUGCUGGGGGACACCGAGGUUCUUUGCAUGGGAUACAACCACACGGAAGCCACCACCCUGCCGCCUUUCUUUGGGAAGCCCACGCGCCCUGCCAAGGACAUGGCCAAAAACCUGACGCCACUCGAUGGGCAGCGCCUCUCAGGGCUGGACUGUGGUCAGACUUGCAAGUGCAGAGCGCCCCUGAUCCCCAUCUCCAAGGAGUCCCAUCCACUGUACAACCGCAUCAGGACUGGGAAGGUACUCAACUGUGCCAUCCCCUGCUACCAGCCCUACUUCACCCAGGACGAGAAGACCUUCACUACCUUCUGGAUCGGCCUCUGGUCCAUCCUCUGCUUCCUCUCCACCUCAACCACUGUGGCCACCUUCCUCAUUGACAUGGAGCGCUUCAAGUACCCUGAGCGCCCCAUCAUCUUCCUCUCUGCCUGCUACCUCUUCGUCUCCGUGGGCUACAUCGUGCGGCUGGUGGCAGGGCAUGCCAAUGUGGCUUGCAACCCGGAGCACCAUCACAUCCAUUAUGAGACCACAGGCCCUGCUCUCUGCACUGUGGUUUUCCUUCUCCUCUACUUCUUCGGUAUGGCCAGCUCCAUCUGGUGGGUCAUCCUGUCCCUCACCUGGUUCCUGGCAGCUGGCAUGAAGUGGGGCAAUGAGGCCAUUGCCAGCUAUUCGCAGUACUUCCACCUGGCUGCCUGGCUCAUCCCCAGUGCCAAAUCCAUUGCUGUACUGGCACUGAGCUCUGUGGACGGUGACCCGGUGGCCGGGGUUUGCUAUGUGGGCAACCAGAGCCUGGAGAAUCUGCGGGGCUUUGUGCUGGCACCACUUGUAGUUUAUCUCUUCACCGGCAGCCUCUUCCUGCUGGCUGGCUUCGUCUCGCUCUUUCGCAUCCGCAGUGUGAUCAAGCAGGGCGGCACCAAAACUGACAAGCUGGAGAAGCUGAUGAUCCGCAUCGGCAUCUUCACCGUGCUUUACACUGUGCCUGCCACCAUCGUCAUUGCCUGCUACAUCUAUGAGCAGCACAACCGAGAGGCCUGGGAGCAGGCACAGAACUGCUCCUGUCUGGGGGACCCUCACCGCCCCAAGCCUGACUAUGCUGUCUUCAUGCUUAAGUACUUCAUGUGCCUUGUGGUGGGGAUCACCUCCGGCGUUUGGAUCUGGUCUGGCAAGACACUCGAGUCCUGGAGGCGCUUCACCACCCGCUGCUGCCGGGCCAGGAAGCCUGCGGGUGCCUCUGUGUACGGUGAGGCCAGCCCAGCACUGGUGGGCAGGACGGUACUGCCCAGUAUGGCCUCCUACCACAAGCAGGUCCCACUGUCCCAUGUGUGACCAGAGGGAGCUUUGGUGACCCCAGCCACAGGGAGGAGAGGGUUGCGAAGACCCUGGGCCACAGAAGAGAGGGUGACAGCUGGGCUAUCCCUGGCAUCUUCAUCCCCACUGUGGUGGUGCUGCCUGGGACCAUGGGCACAGAGCAGCUGCAGCCCCAGGCAGGGCAGGAGGAGGUGCUGCCGACUAUGUCGGGGCAGAGGGAUGGGGAGGUCUGGAGCCUGGCACUGCCAUGUAUGCCCCAUUUGGAGUCCCACAUCCUGGUUGGAGUUCUGGGAUGCUGCUGCCUGUGGGCCCGUCGGGUGGAAGCAGGCUCUCAAGCACUGAUUUGUGUUCCACAGUGAGCCUCUGGGCAGGUCUUGCUGGUGCUGGGGUGAAAGGCAGAGCUGUAGCAGGCAGGGCAGAUGGUGGCCUCCAACUCCAGGUGGGGGCUGGCACUGCCGCUGAGCCCCUCACUAAAGCCCAGAGAGUGGUCAGGGGGAGGUGGCAGGGGGGGUGCUGCUUCUCUGGGUGCCCUGGGCAGAGCAGGAGCCUGCCCUCAGUGCCCCCAGAGCCCCCAGGCACAGCUGCAUAUUGAGGAGAAGCCUGGGGGCCCUGGUGUGAGGCAGCCGCAUGCCCUGCUCACAGCAGCACAAUGAGCAGGGGAGGAGCUGUGCGGGCUGGGGGCUUCAUGGGUGGUG